This is a messenger RNA of Effrenium voratum, 709 nucleotides long. Lineage: Eukaryota; Dinophyceae; Suessiales; Symbiodiniaceae. The record is from the annotation of a GenBank genome assembly.
AGCCGGACAGCAUAUCAAGUUGGGUAGCCUGGCCGUGCGCUGCCAUGACUUCUCUGGCUGCUUUAUCCGGAGCUUGCUUGGCUGGCUUGGGCUGCGGCGCGGGCAUUGUCAAGAUGAAGACGGCCGCCGUCGCGUCAGGCGGUGCCCCCGCAAGCUCGGCACAGAGGGUCGGGACAAAAAUCUCCGCAAGUCCGGCAACCGAGAAGACCCGAAUUGCUCAGUGCAAUUGCGGACAGCUUCAUGCAACAGUCACGGGACCUGACCCACAGCGGAUCAGCUUGUGCCACUGCUACUUGUGCCAGAAGCAGUCGGGCAACAUCUUCGCGGUUCAGGCGCGGUUCCCAAAGGAGCAGGUAGUAAUCGAGGGGAAGUCGACGACGUGGAAGAUUUCCAAAGACACGGCGGAUCAGGUUGGGUAUGCCAAUUGCGCCAGCCUCGCGGCAGGCGCGACCUUCCAUUUCUGCCCAGUUUGCGGCUCCACGGUUUGGUAUACCGCCGAUUCCGAUUCAGCACGAGUUGGCAUUAAGGUCGGCUGCUUCACAGACCCAACCUUCCCGCAGCCAAUGUUAUCAGGUUUUGAAUCCUAUAUGCAUCCGUGGGCUUUGGACACGGCCGUUCUGCAGGUGCAGCACUUGAAGUAGCUAUCUGAUUACAGGCCGCAGGCGGCAUGCUGGGCCUCUUUUGAGGCCGAGCUUUGUGGAGAAAAGGA